Suillus clintonianus is the source of this 1152-nucleotide messenger RNA. RefSeq lists its product as uncharacterized. Bases 1 to 1152 code for a protein of 383 amino acids. The transcript has 8 exons. The record is from RefSeq and is a predicted model, not a curated record. NCBI's taxonomy places the organism in Eukaryota, Fungi, Basidiomycota, Agaricomycetes, Boletales, Suillaceae.
AUGUCCGAGCCAGAGCCUAACCAUAACAAUCAGACACACGCCCUCGCGCUUCCAGACCUCUCUGGGGCAGUUCCUACAUCCGUGGAGGCAAGGGCGAAACGGCGCAUCGCUGCGUUGGAAGAGGAACUUCAAACGAUGCAGCAAGAAAGAGGAUCCAAACAGAGAAAGACAAGUUACUAUGUGUCUCAAGGCAGGGCGAUCCGCCGCAUGGUUGUUCUAUAUAAUAGCUUGGAAAACCUGAUUGCGGAAAAUGAUCGCAGGUCCGAGGGCUCGGAGCGCCCGGUAAACCGUGGCACCACCACCACAGAACAAAAUCGUUUGCAACGCGGUUACAUUAUACUCGCGCAGGUUGUGCCUUGGCUACACCAAAAGCUUUCUGAACUUGACGUUGAUGACUCCGAAGAAAUGUUGAAAAAGCUCAAAAGGGGAGCCGACGCAGCCCGCGGUGAUGACACGUCCACUCUCAAGGACCUCGUCGCUGCAUGGAUUAAUCAAGAUUUCCGCCCAUCCUGUUUACUCAAGGCCGAUGACAAGCACUCACGCGGCUUCAUGCAUGACACUUGUGGGAAGUUGCUAUGUCCUGCCGAGUGGGACUGGAGUGAUGCCCGCGUGAAAGCCGGUAUUCGCGACCGAACAACUGAGUAUAUCGUAUCGGAAAAUUCCUGGCCGCUCUUCCUGUACGAGAACUACUCAGCCGACAGUAGCAACCUCGAAGAAGGUCUAUUCAAGUCUAAGAUUUUGGUGAAGGCUUUCAAAGCCAUAUUUACCUCUCCGUCUUCUGCCAGAGAAGCCGACGGCGAUGGGGACGGAGCCGACAUCCUUGAGAAUAACAGGCGCGCUAGGCGCGCAUUACACCAGGCCAAGGUCAAAACCUGUGUCCGUUUUGCGCUAUCCAGUGUCACAUCUUGGCGCACCGUGGAUGGUGAUUUUGACUACGAAAUAUUCUGGAACAAUAUCGUAGAUUUUUUUGAGGACGUCCCUGGCCCUGUCGCAAAACGUAGGGUGGCCCAACUUCUCGAGUGGUGGACGAGGAAGAUUUUUGGAAGAAAUCAUCGUGAAGACCUCACGCCAGAGGUCGUGUCCAAGAUGUCUGUCACCGCACUAGCCGACCAGAGAAAGGCGAUGGAGGAUGCCGCCUUUGACUCGGACUAA